GUGAGAUCCAUGAUGACAAUGGUCGCACGAAAGGUAGUCGUAUUUCGGUGUGGGAUGCUUGUCUUUGCCAUCGAGUGUCUGUCCUGCUUCUCUGCGACAUCUUCUGCAGGCACGACAGCAGCUCAGUGGACACUGUACUCAGGUCUCAAGCUGUCUUGGAACGAGGCUUCCAUGUUCUGCAAGUCUUUAGGAGGACAUCUGCCGGUCAUCAACACCAAGCUGAAGUGGAACGCUUUUAAUGCCACGGUUGUAAACUGGCAAAAAGCCAACUUGUCGGUGGGACGAUGUGUGGACUGGUCUGUUCUUACAAAGUCCCUCCCCUGUGCCCAAUUCUUGGGAGGCCGACUGCUCGCUACAGCCGGACGGACUGAACUUCUGGGGACCCUCGGAACCGGACAACCUACAUACAGAACUUCUGUGUGAGGUACAAACUGGUAAGCAACGACUGCAUACCACGCUCUGCAGUUACCCUUUCCAACAUCGUCUGCGAA
Pomacea canaliculata is the source of this 491-nucleotide messenger RNA. RefSeq lists its product as uncharacterized. The transcript is spliced from 3 exons. The record is from RefSeq and is a predicted model, not a curated record. Lineage: Eukaryota; Metazoa; Mollusca; Gastropoda; Architaenioglossa; Ampullariidae. Bases 10 to 423 code for a protein of 137 amino acids.